CCACGUUACCCUUUCAUCAUAGUCCACAAAUAAACACACUUAGCUAAAAAUCUCUAUUCAUUUUUCUUGUUCGAAUUCUCCACAAAAUAUAAUUUGCAUCAAACUAAUGGAAUCGGGAUCCUCCAAAAACUGCAGUGAAGAAGAGGAGAGGAGCAAAAAAGAAAAGCAGCUUUCAUCCUCCUCAUCUCCAUCAUCAUCUUCCUCUCAUUACCUGCUGGGUUCGCCCUGGAAGUACAACCCCGAACGACGAGAAGCAGCCGCUGUCAAGCUUGACCUUAUGGAUGUGGAUGAUGACGAAGCCAGCAGGAGUCGAAUAGAUGUCAAGGAGCAUAUGUUUGAUAAAGUGGUGACUCCAAGCGAUGUGGGAAAGCUAAAUAGGCUAGUCAUUCCCAAGCAGCACGCAGAAAAGUAUUUCCCAUUAGAUUCAUCCACCAACGACAAGGGUCUUCUUCUCAACUUUGAGGAUGUUGCCGGCAAGGCGUGGAGGUUUCGCUAUUCCUACUGGAAUAGCAGCCAAAGCUACGUCAUGACUAAAGGUUGGAGCCGUUUUGUGAAGGAAAAGAAGCUGGACGCGGGUGAUAUCGUGUCGUUUCAGAGAGGGGUGGGUGAUGCUGCUAAAGAUCGUCUCUACAUUGACUGGAGGCACCGUUCUGAUGCACCUGGACCUCCCUCUCACAACCACCGUCAGCACCACUUCUCAGCCAUGCCUUGGAGCCCUCUACUGAUGCGGCCUCCAGCAGUGUCGUCGAAGGACCACUUUCAUAGGAUGAACAAUGUGUAUUGCAGCAGUGGGAGAGUUGGAAAUGGAUCUUCUUCUUACGGCUACGGUACUUAUAUAAACAACUACUAUAAUGGUGUUGCUCCAUCUAAUUCUGGGACAGUAGUAUACAUGAGAUCAACAGAAGGGGAGGUUGUGGAGCCAAUGGUGUUUGAGUCGGUGCCGGUAGUCCAAGGGAAAGUAUCUGCCAAGAGACUGAGGCUGUUUGGUGUGAACAUGGAUUGCCCCAUUUCCGACUCAGAUCUAUCUCCUCAUGCACCAGCAUUGCAGCCGCCUCAUCAUCCAUUGAGGCUCUAUAACGGCACCCCUUUGCCUACUUCUGCCCAGUUCCUUCAAAAAGGGAAGUCAUCCAUGUCCUUAGAUUUGGAUAUUUGAUUCUCAUUAUUCCUGUAUAGAUCACCAGGCUCAUGUGCUAGACUGUCUGAUAUUUUUGGUCUUGAUUUUUAUUUUUGCACACACCGGUGAAAAUUAAAUUGGGAAGCUAGCUAGCUGCUUCGUCACUAGACGUGAAUGAAAGGGAAUUAUAUUAUAAUGUGAUUGCUGGGUGCAAACAAAGUUGGGAGUUGUUGUUAUGCUCCAUCUUCUUUU
Molecule: messenger RNA, 1366 nt
Organism: Mercurialis annua (annual mercury)
Lineage: Eukaryota; Viridiplantae; Streptophyta; Magnoliopsida; Malpighiales; Euphorbiaceae
Product: B3 domain-containing transcription factor NGA1-like
Exons: 1
Coding region: 107-1153 (348 amino acids)
Molecular function (GO): DNA-binding transcription factor activity; DNA binding
Source: RefSeq, a predicted model, not a curated record